Messenger RNA from Cordyceps militaris CM01, 681 nucleotides. Its product is annotated as LPS-induced tumor necrosis factor alpha factor. Gene Ontology annotation, molecular function: zinc ion binding. Bases 1 to 681 code for a protein of 226 amino acids. The transcript is spliced from 2 exons. The record is from RefSeq and is a predicted model, not a curated record. Lineage: Eukaryota; Fungi; Ascomycota; Sordariomycetes; Hypocreales; Cordycipitaceae.
AUGAGCAAAGAACAACCCCACGAGCUCCAGGAGCAGCAGCAGCAGCCGCACCAGCUGUCUCCGGACCAGGCCCAGCAGUACCAGCAGCAGCAGUAUCAGCAGCAGCAGCCUAUCCCGACCCAAGAUGCCGCCGCCGAACACCAUCCCCCGAGCUACGAACAAUCCAAUGCCGCUCCCGUCGGCCAACCGCCUGCCAACGCGGCGCCAGCGCAGGCCGCCCGGAAAGUCGUGCCCCUGCACCAGCUCGCCGACACGCCGCAAUCAGUCGACUGCCCCUUCUGCCACAAGCGCACCAAGACGGUCGUGAAGAAAGAAGGCGGCAGCAUGCAAUUCAUCGUCGGCGGCGUUCUCUGCCUCGUCUGCAUCUGCCUGACCUGCCUGCCCUGCAUGCUCCACUGGUUCGAGGACACGGACUGGUUCUGCUCGGAAUGCAAUAACAAGAUUGCGAUGCGCCGGAACGAGGGCGCCAUUCAAGUAUUGGGGCCGACGCAGGUCGUGGCCUCGCAGUACGGCCAGGAGCAGCAGAUGCAGAAUCCACAGCAGCAGCAGCAGCAGCCUCAGGUGGCUCCCAGUCAGAAUGUGCAGCAAUCUGGGCUCCAGCAUGCAGAUGUUUCGCAACACGAAAUCCAAUCACAACCCCUGCAGACACAAACACAGCCGCCCGCGGAUGUCAAGAACUAG